Molecule: messenger RNA, 863 nt
Organism: Physella acuta
Lineage: Eukaryota; Metazoa; Mollusca; Gastropoda; Physidae
Product: HIG1 domain family member 2A
Biological process (GO): mitochondrial respirasome assembly
Cellular component (GO): mitochondrion
Source: RefSeq, a predicted model, not a curated record
UAAUUUAGAUCUGUAUUAUAUAAAACAUCAACAAAGAUGGCAGCCUCCAAGGACGAGUUUGUUGUGGAUCCUGUUAUUAAGGCAGAUAGACUAGAGUACUUGCCUCCACCAGAGCCUUUUUAUGUACAACAGGGGCUAAAAGAAAAACUAAUUGCUAAAACGAAAGAGAAUCCAUUUGUUCCAAUUGGAGUCAUCUUUACAAGUGUUGUGCUGUGCAUUGGGCUGUCAACUCUGAAAACAGGAGACAACCGCAAGGCUCAACUCAUGAUGAGGUUACGUGUUGGAGGACAAGCCUUUGCUAUCUUAGCCCUGUUGGGCGGAGUGUACUUGAAAUCAAAAGCUGAGAGAGGAUUGUGAUAAACUUGGGAAGACUGUUUAAAGUUCCCAAUCUGUGCUUCAAUAGUUUUGACUUCACUUGUUAAUCUUAUGGAUGAUAUAUAACAGCAAAGGUCAUUCGACAGUUAAAUGACUUUAUACCCAACACAAUUUUUAUUACAAAGUAAAUAUUUUAUGCUUACCUAUCACUACACUAGUAUUAAAGAAGUUGAAAUGAAAUUUACAUAACACUUAUACUUUUCUGUUAUGCAGCUUUAUGUGAAGAUAAAACUAAUUAUGGUCAUACAUUUUCAAAAUAUGAAAAUAUAUACAUAAUACAUAGCAGUGAUUUAUUACACAGCAUUUAUGUAUAAUUUUUGAACAUGCAAACUCUGCAAUAUAAUGCAUUGCAAGUAUGUUAGUUUGAAUGGCACAUGAGCUGAAGCCUAAUUAGGUUGCAUUUUUUGUAGAUGCCACAAUUUAAUGUGAGUUAUGUAUAAUUGUAAAUACUUUAAUAAAAAGAAAUAUAACAAAAUUUUUAUCUUUAC